AUGGUCGUUUCAAACUCAAAAAAGAAUAUUGAGGGUUGCAAACUACCGGUAAAAUUACCGGACUCCGACUUUUUCCAUAAUGCUGAGGUUUUGGGUACCCGUGAUGUAGGUGAUUGUACAUACUAUUACGUUCACUAUGAUGACUAUAAUAAACGGCUGGAUGAAUGGGUUAGUGCCGACCGCCUCGACUUUUCUAAAAUAGAACGACCACUAAAGAAAUCGACCAAAGAACCCGUCACACCUGUUUUCAGCUUAUCCUCCACUGAGGAUGAAGUUAUUAGUUCAGCGGAGCUCCGAGCGACAGAUUCGGAUUUGAACCCUCCUCUGAAAUAUCGUAGCUCCAGCUCCUCUAGUUUGACUCAACUGAAAAGAAAACGACCACCUGACGAUAUCUAUGAAGGACCCAUACAUUUAACGCUACAGAAUGACGUGAAUGAUCUUGUGUUCGAUGAUUCUCCAACGUCAGCUGGAAAACCCAGACAAACAGGCAGUAUGGUUUCUAGCCACCAUGAACAGGAUACUGUUACGAGAAUGAGAAAUCUGGAAUGGAUUGAAUUAGGAAGAUAUCGAAUUAAACCAUGGUACUUUUCCCCAUAUCCACAGGAAUUAGCAAGUGUUCCGUGUGUAUAUAUAUGCGAAUUCUGUCUGAAGUAUUUGAAAAGCUUCACAUGUCUGCGCAGACACUUGGCUAAAUGUACACUAAGAAAUCCUCCUGGAAACGAGGUUUACCGCAAACUGCCUCACAGUUUUUUCGAAAUCGAUGGACGUAAAAAUAAAACUUAUGCUCAACACCUUUGUCUACUUGCGAAACUGUUCCUGGAUCACAAAACCUUGUAUUAUGAUACAGAUCCAUUCUUAUUCUACGUUCUUUGUGAAAUAGACUCUCGUGGUUACCAUCUAGUUGGAUAUUUCUCAAAAGAAAAAGAAUCUUCUGAAGAUUACAAUGUGGCAUGCAUCUUAGUACUUCCACCUUUUCAACGAAAAGGUUAUGGAAAAUAUUUGAUUGAAUUUAGCUAUGAAUUGAGCAAAAUUGAAGGUAAAUCCGGAUCACCUGAAAAACCGCUAAGUGAUUUGGGUCUAUUAUCUUAUCGCUCUUAUUGGGCUCAAACAAUUCUUGAAUUAUUACUAAACUCUAAAGCAACAGAAACUGGUCAGGAUCCAGCAUUAAGUAUAAAUGAUAUUGUUGAUAGAACAUGUAUUAAACGAGAUGAUGUAAUUGCUACCUUAUCUCAUUUAAAUGUAUUAUACUAUGUGAAAGGACAACAUGUUAUCUAUUUAUCACGUGAUCUUAUACAAGCACAUCAAAAAGCUAUGCAACGUCGUAAUUUACGUGUUGAUGCAAAAUUACUUAAUUGGAAAUCAAGAGAUUGGAGUAAACGUGGUCGAUGGUGA
Schistosoma intercalatum is the source of this 1392-nucleotide messenger RNA. NCBI's taxonomy places the organism in Eukaryota, Metazoa, Platyhelminthes, Trematoda, Strigeidida, Schistosomatidae. The record is from the annotation of a GenBank genome assembly.